Pestalotiopsis fici W106-1 is the source of this 1629-nucleotide messenger RNA. RefSeq lists its product as uncharacterized. Lineage: Eukaryota; Fungi; Ascomycota; Sordariomycetes; Amphisphaeriales; Sporocadaceae. The transcript is spliced from 3 exons. The record is from RefSeq and is a predicted model, not a curated record. Bases 1 to 1629 code for a protein of 542 amino acids.
AUGCAGUGCAUUCGGGGCCUCCGUGUCUUGGCGUUAUCGCUGCUAUGGGGCACCACUGCUCUCGCGCAAACAGAGACGCAGAAAGUGCUGACGAGUGCUGGAAAACGCGAUCCCCUUGAUGCGGGUUUUGAGAAAUUGGCACUCGAGUUGCUGGAUGAAUGGCAUGUUCCGGGAUUGUCGAUUGCCGUUGUGGAUGGGGAUGAGACUUGGGCAGCGGGCUACGGCAAUGCAACUUUCCCUUCCACGCCCGCCACACCGUCAACUCUUUACUACGCCGGAAGCACCACCAAGGCCUUCACCGCAGCCAUCAUCUCCCUGCUCAUCGACUCGGGCAACUACUCGGGCUUGGGCUGGCGGACGCCCCUCUCGUCGCUGAUUAGGGACGACUUUGUCCUGAUGCCCGAAUAUGAAUGGGCCCAGGAGCACCUUACGCUCGAGGACGCCAUGUCACACCGGACCGGCUUUCCCCGGCACGACAAGUCCCUCGGCACACGAUACGGACCCGACGGGCACCCGGCCACCGUGGCCGACCUGACCCGGUCGCUGCGCCAUCUGCCCAUGGUGACCGAGCCCCGGACCGACUACCGCUACUGCAACCUCAUGUGGAUAGUCGUGUCUCAUGUCGUGGAGGUGCUGACGGGCUCAUGGCUCGGCAAUCUCAUGCGCGAUCUGAUCUGGCGCCCACUCGGCAUGAAUUCGACCUACCUCUCACUCGAAGACGCCCUGGCCAGCCCCGAGCACCUCGCCAUGGGCUACUACUGGGACUACCAAAGUGGCGGCGGCGGCGGCUACAGCGAAGUUCCCUUUGCCGGGCUGCGCGAGGGCAGCGGCGCCGGCGGCAUCGUCAGCAACGUGCUCGACUACACGCGCUGGCUGCGCUGCCUGCUGGACGAGGCAGGCCCCUUGUCCAAAGCGGGCCACGCGGCGGUCAAGACGCCGCACAUCACGGGCGCCGGCGGCGCCUUUGGCUGGGACGCGGCGCCGAGCUACGCCCUGGGCUGGGUGGCGGCAACGUACCGGGGCCAUCGCGUGUUUCGCCACAGCGGCGGCAUGCUGGCGUACGGCGCCGACGUCUGGUUCCUGCCGCAGCUGCGCUUUGCUGUCGUGACCAUGGGUAACACGGCCAUUACGAGCAACACGGCCGGCCAGCUUCUUGGGUGGAAGCUGAUUGACGAUAAGCUGGGCGUACCAGAGGGGGAGAGGUAUGAUAGGCACUCCCAUGCCAAGGAGUCCUUGAAUGGUCUGCUGCAUCAGUUCGACAAGGCAGUGGAUCACCUCUAUCCGGACCGGGCUGACCCGCCAGUGUCCCGAGCUCUGCCCCUGGAAGAGUACACUGGCACAUACUUCCAUCCAGGAUAUCUCAACAUGACCAUUGAACUCGGUCUCGAGAAGGAUCAGCUCCGGUCUGUGCGAAACGACUUUGUCUGGCAAAUGACCUUUGAUUAUGUCCACGUCUCUGGCGAGUACUGGAUCAUCUUUAUUGAUAUGAAGGAAACGCCGAAUCAACUCAACGCACAGGUUGCAAAGGCCGAGUUCCGUCUGGGACCGGACGGCAAGGUGAGUGCGCUGAUUGCCGAGUUUAUGGAAGAGGGAAGCGAGGGCAUCGUUACUUUCGAAAAGGUUGCAUAG